GUUCAUAUCGCGUUCUCCCGAAACUGUUCCGCACCAAAUUCACCAUGGCCCACCAACGACUUAUCGACAUCAACGAGCGCGAGCGUAAACUCCCCAUGCGCAUCCUCGUUCUGGGCAUGUGCCGCACGGGAACAACAUCGAUCUCCACCGCACUCCGAAAGCUAGGCUACACACCACACCAGAUGCGCUCAGUCCUUACCAACCCUGAAGAACUCGCACUUUGGCAGGAAGCCAUCAAUACGACUCUCCUCCCACCUGCUGACCGUCCUCGUAACCUAGCACCAUAUGGUCGCUCCGAAUUCGACAAACUCCUUGCUAACUACGAUGUUGUGACCGACAUCCCCGGCGCCAUGUUUGCAAAAGAGCUUAUUGAAGCGUAUCCCGAGGCCAAAGUCAUACUUACGAACAGAAAGUACAAAGACUGGGAACAUAGCAUGCGGGAGAGUAUCUGGUGUCUUGAUGAAUGGCACUUGUUCAUCCUCUGUCGCAUUCUGAAUAUCACACAAAUGGCACCGUUGAUACGCCUUGUGCAUUCGCUCUUCGAAGUGCAUAAUGGGAAUAACUACGGGGACCCUGUAGCACGAGCUGCGUACGAGAAACACUACAAUACUGUGCGCAGCCUUGUUGCGUCGUCUCAGCUCUUGGAAAUCGACAGCGACGAUUCGGAGUCGGGAUGGGAGUCGGGAUGGGAGCCCUUAUGCGAGUUUUUAGGGAAAGAAGUACCAGACGAAGAGUUUCCGAGGUUCAAUGAGGACGGAGCAAUGCGAGGGAGCUUAGACAAGGCGUGGUGGAGAAUGGUGCAGUAUGUCGUGCUGAUGGUAUUACUGCCAGGAUUGGUGACUUUGGCAGGGGCAUUAUUGUAUUUCUUUGCAGACGAGGUCAGGGAGGUGAGAGACCGUUGGGUUUUGGGGCCUUUGAAAGAGUUUUCAGAGUUGUGAGGGUCUGUGACACUGUCAAAAAGAAGAAUAUUUGUAGCAUAUCUAGGGGUGUGAGCUGACGGAGAUGGGUG
Messenger RNA from Dothidotthia symphoricarpi CBS 119687, 1009 nucleotides. RefSeq lists its product as uncharacterized. Lineage: Eukaryota; Fungi; Ascomycota; Dothideomycetes; Pleosporales; Dothidotthiaceae. The transcript has a single exon. The coding region runs from base 45 to 938 and encodes 297 amino acids. The record is from RefSeq and is a predicted model, not a curated record.